Messenger RNA from Cygnus atratus (black swan), 3511 nucleotides. It is a transcript of the gene DENND10, whose product is annotated as DENN domain containing 10. Gene Ontology annotation, molecular function: small GTPase binding; guanyl-nucleotide exchange factor activity. Gene Ontology annotation, biological process: protein transport; regulation of early endosome to late endosome transport. NCBI's taxonomy places the organism in Eukaryota, Metazoa, Chordata, Aves, Anseriformes, Anatidae. The coding region runs from base 202 to 1266 and encodes 354 amino acids. The record is from RefSeq and is a predicted model, not a curated record. The transcript has 9 exons. Gene Ontology annotation, cellular component: late endosome.
GCAGCAAAUGGCGGCCGACGGGGCGCGGCGGGGCGGUCCCCGCUGCCCUCAGUGCCCACGGGCCGAGCCGUGCCGGGCUAUGUCGGACCACGCCGAGCCGUGCCGGGACAGGAGCCCCCCGCAGCCUCCAGAGCCCCUCAGGCCCGGCCGGGGCGGAGCGUGGGGUGGAGGCGGCGGGCGGAAGGGCGCUGGGGCCGGAAGAUGGCCGAGCCGGAGGCGCAGCUGCUGCUGGCCGUGGGGCUGAUCGAAAAAGACACCAGCGGCGAUGCGCUGUGGGUCUGGUGCUAUCCGUCCGUGACAGCGGAGCUGAGGAAUCUGUUGCUGCGGAAAAGCUGCCUCACGGAUGAAAACAAACUGCUUCAUACCUUUGUGUUUGGCCAGUACAAAAGGUCGUGGUUCUACAUCACAACUGUGGAAGUUCAAGAGUCUCCGGUCUUGAAAAAGGUGACCCACUUCUCCAUUGUUCUGACAGCCAAAGACUUCAACCCGGAGAAAUAUGCAGCCUUCACUAGGAUACUCUGUAGAAUCUACUUGAAGCAUGGAAGUCCAGUUAAAAUGAUGGAGAGUUACAUUGCAGUCCUUACAAAGGGGGUCUGCCAAAGCGAAGAAAAUGGAUCUUUCCUCAGCAAAGACUUCGAUGCUCGGAAGGCUUACCUUGCGGGGUCCAUUAAAGAUAUAGUAUCUCAGUUUGGAAUGGAAACGGUUAUCUUAUAUACAGCACUGAUGUUAAAGAAGAGAAUUGUGGUAUAUCAUCCUAGAAUAGAAGCCAUCCAGGAGUUUACCAGGACUUUGCCUGCUUUAGUGUGGCAUCGACAAGACUGGUCCAUUCUUCAUUCGUACGUACAUCUAAAUGAAGAGGAGGUGGAAGCCUUAAAAGCCUGCACAGGUUACAUUGCUGGAUUUACAGAUUCUGAAGUGAACAGCAGGCCAGAUCUCUACGAUGUGUAUGUGAAUUUGGCAGACAGUGAGAUCACCAUUUCCCCUCUAGUAAAAGAGGCAAUGACAAUGGGAAAACUUCACAAAGAAAUUGGACAACUAAUUGUUCAAUCUGCAGAAGAUCCAGAUAAAUCAGACAGCCAAGUCAUUAAGGAUAUUUCUCUGAAGACAAAAGAAAUCUUGGCUACUUUAGCCUCCCUCACUGAAGUUUCUGAUGGCAAUGAAAAACCAACCCUUAACUCUGAGGCCCUGAAACAAAAGCGAUUUCCGCCAGCUACAGAAAACUUUCUUUUUCAUUUAGCAGCUGCUGAACAAAUGCUUAAAAUCUGAUUUUGAUGCACUUCAGUGUUGUGGACCAGUUCAAAAAUUCUAUCUUUGCCAUACAAAUAGGAAUACCCAAUUUUUGUAUGGGCAAAUUUAGGGUGUAAAGUGAAUGCCAUAUUUACCAUGUAAUAACGCAGAAUAUCGGGGCUUGACCUGGAACAUACGGAGGCAUAUUUAGGAACAUUCCUGGUGUCACUAUCUUUCCCCAACUAUAACUUUGUACCUAAGGCUCUCGUAUUUCAUAUGACAACGUGGGUGUGUAUACGUGUAGCAUGGGCACGUGUGUCCAGGCUGUGCCAGGCGUUGUUAUAGCGGCCGUUUGUCGUGCAGGGUCCAGAUGUCGGACAGCUCUGUUCUUACUCUGCCCUGCCCUCCUCGUGUCUGGAACACAGGCUGCAGCAGGUCAGCUGCAAAGCCAACGCAUUUUGGAUGUGCUAGCCUCUGCGCAGGGAUACACUGAUCACGUUGUUGGUCUGAGUGCUCGCUCUGGGCUUCCAGGUAUGUCGGGUGGUCAGAUACUGCUCUUCUGGACUGUCUGAGACCUGGAAAUCCCAAAUAAAUGGAAAAGUUCUCUUCUUUCUACUUGAAUGUGUCUAGGUGUAAAAAAGGAUGUCUGGGGACAAUCUGACGUGGUAGCCUUACUAUAUAGAGGAAGAGGUAUUUGAAAGCUUGCGUCGGAGUUAAGCACCUCUUGGACUCUUGCCUUAUAAGUUCCUCCUUUCACUCCGUCCCAUGCCUCUGCUGGAGGAAAAAGAGGACAGGAAUACUACAUUUAAAUUGGGGCUUCCUAGGAGGCCAUAGAAAAGUGCUGCUUCACAGCUGGAGUCAGUUACCAGCUGUUGGGGCUCUCACCUGAGAAGAUAUCUGGCCUUUAGUUCCUGACCCAUGUGAUAGAAAAUAAGAUUAGUUAAAGCCUAAUGGACCAGAAAUGUCCAAAUGGCUGCUUCCGCAGAUGGGGCACCAGCUUCUUACACCGCUGGAGCUGUAGCACGGGUACUGUCUGAUGGUGCUCAGCGUAGGCUACAUGGAGGUGGGAACUUUUGAAGUAAUAGUGAAAACUAGAACACGGUUUAUUGAAAAUUAAAACAUUCCUACUCGUUUGGUUGCAUAGCUGUAGCUCAAGGGAUUUUUUUCUUUCAUUGAGCAGCCUGAAACUGACCGCUCUGUAAUCUUCUGAGAAGAAUUUAGAUUCUCUGUAGGGAAAUACUCUGAGCCAAGCAAUCUGUAUUUCUUCAGAACUGUUCACAAAAAACAGUCAAUUCUGCCGUAGCACUUCGUUGUAACAAAACAUAACCUUUUUUCCUGGCCUUUGUACAGAGAGGCUUUAGCAUGUGGUUUUACAUAGAGAUUUUAUACUUACGAUUAAAACUUUACUAAUUAUAUUGUUAAAUAAUUGGGUGUUUGCUAUUCAGAAAUUGUUGGAGCUCAUCAGUAACUACGUGCAAGCAGUAACAGUCUGAAAAAGGGCUAUCCUUUUGCUACGUAUCAUACAUUAAGAAAAUCUGUUUUAGAAUGUGGACGAGGAAUGUGGCACCUACGUAUCAAAUGGGAAGCUCUUACAGCCAGUAAAGAAAACUGCUUCAGAAUAAUCCCCUAUUUUCAGGGGUGUAAAAUCUACUUUAAACAUUUACUCUGCAGUUUCAGUUCUGUACGCGGGAGAAUGUUUUUGUUUUUUCCUUUGAGAAAAAUUCUGCACUUGCCAUCAUUUGCCUGUAAGUGCAUUUUUUCUGCAUUUGGCCAUUAAUGUGGUGUGGGAUUAUUUUGGGGGUGUACGGGAGGGGUUGUUCUUCCCAUUAAUGGUUCUUUAGUACUGCUGCUUCUGUUUGGGCACUUUUGUAACAUUUGGAAUAGCAGAACAGCAAAAUUGUGCGGAAAAUUCUGUUCAGGACUUACCUUGAAGCCUACCAAAACUGAAGUCUGUCCCCCUGAAAAACCUGAACCUGCUUUCUGUCAGCUGUCUUAUCACCUUGUAACUGUGAAGAAAUGCACUUAGUUCCUUUUUAACAAAAAGCCUUCAGGUGUAUGUCAUUAGGUAGCAUGGGUAUUAGAGACAACCACAAAAAGCAGAGAAGCUCAGAUACAAAGUAGAUAUUGAAUGCUUUUUUUGCUUUCUGUUUUCUUAAAAGUGGAGAAGCCUCAGUGCUAGAUCUUGUGUUCUGACAUUCGUGUGACACAAAUGAACUGUAAUUUUGCACUUAAGGAACCCGACUCAUAGCAUGCUUAUGCCUAUUAAAGAGAAUCCUGAACAGCC